Messenger RNA from Saprolegnia parasitica CBS 223.65, 3159 nucleotides. RefSeq lists its product as hypothetical. The record is from RefSeq and is a predicted model, not a curated record. Lineage: Eukaryota; Oomycota; Saprolegniomycetes; Saprolegniales; Saprolegniaceae. Bases 24 to 3131 code for a protein of 1035 amino acids. The transcript is spliced from 15 exons.
UUGGGGCCAAAGAUCGCAGAACGAUGGAACCCAAGCCGUCCGAGAGCGACGGCGCCAAGACGCUGGCCCGCGCAACCAAGAUGGUGCAGCUGGCAGCGAUGCGAAAGCAUGCGCUCAACCGCACGGACGUCUUUAGCCUCCUCCAGGACUGCUUCUCGCCCGAGGCGUCCAACGCGCUCAAGAUCCUCGGGUACCGCCUGAGCUACCUCGCUCCAUCGUGCAUGUCGACGGAGCUGUGGCAGUUCGUCUUGGAGAGCGCUGUGAAGGAGCUCGCGGGCGCUAGUACCCAGGGCUCGGCCCCGACGCUCGUGCAUGUGAUUCCCGUGUUUGACGUGCUGCCGACGACCACGGUACUGAGCUUUCUUCAGCAAGGCGAGGCAGAGCCUCUCAAGAAGAUCCAAGCCUGCGUCGGCCACGAGUCGCUUCUCGUUCGGCAAGUGGCCCUCGGCACGUUCAGUCGCAUGACGAUUCUCUGCACCAAAGUGCUCUUCGCGCGCGGCCUUGGCCGGUUCCCGUUCGAGUCGAACGAAGCGCGCAUCGUAGCGCAGCAAGACGUCACGUCGAUUAUCAACGACAUGUGGAAGAUGAACGUCCACGCGGCCGAGGCCGAAUGUCCCUCCGUCGCCGCUUGUGCCUUUACGAGCCUUGCGCACCUCUUUGAGCGCAGUCUUGGGAUCCAAGAGGUCACCAACUUGGACCUCGACUUGAACCCAGUCCGAGAAGAGCGCGGCGUCGACGAGCUCAUCUCGCUCGUCUACCACAUGGCCGCACCGCGCUUUGAGUUUCUUCGCGCCAACGCCGAGAAGAUGCCGCUGGAAGCCCAAUUGGACGCGAUGAAGUACCUCGCGAUGCUGUCGUACAUGAUGAUGCAGCGCAGCGGCGGCGCGACGCCCGGCCUCGCGAUUGCGCUGGUCGAAGUGGAUACUGGGAGUGGCCACGACGAUGAGAAAGCGUCGACGACCAAGAUGCGCGUCGACGUCAUGGUUGGCGAGAUGGUCGAUGCGUGGCUUCUGCCGGCGUACGGGAAAGCGUCACUUGUACAAGCCUACACCAUCGCCCAAGUCAUGUACAUCAUUAUGGCCCACCCGCUGCAAACGUUUUCGCGGCUCAAGUGGUCGUCACUGCUCGUCGCUCGCCUGGCUGCGAUGACGCAAGCCGUGUCGUCGGCGGCCAUCGUGUCGAGCGUGCAGGACCGCGAACACAUGCUGCGUCUCCAAAUCGCGCUGCUUCCAUCAACCAACACGUACGACUGCCUGCAAGCGCUGCAACCCACGAUGGCGUCCAUCGCCGGCAUCGACGCCUCCGCGCACCGGCAGCAAUUCUUUGCCGACGUCUGGCGCGCCAUUGUGCCUCGCCUGUGCCGCAACGGCCAGCUCCCGCUUCUCGAAGCUCUCUGUGCGAGCCCGCUCUUCCACGGCUGUGCUUUUUCCUCGUACAUGAAAUGCAGUCGGAGAGCUUCGGGCACCAAGAGCCAUGCGUCGAGUCCCGUGCAGCAAACCUCGUAUGAGCUCUUCAAGGCACUCGUCGAGAGUCUCUUGACGUCGCAGGACACGCUAGCAGCGCAAUGGGUCGUGCUCAAGCAGUUUGCGCCCAUCUUGUCGAGCAAAACGCCGUCGGAGCUCCGGCACGCGACGCUUUUGCUCUACACCUGCCUCCUCACGCACGCAUGCAGUCUCUCGCGUGACGCGGCGUCGGUCACCUUCCUGCACACGUUUGUUGAGCCAUUGGCGUUCAAGGGGUUGCCGUACCCGAACGUGCGCGUCCAGCUUUACUGGCUCUGCUUCAAAGUGCUGCCGCCCAAAACGACCAGCGACAUCUUUCUCUCGUGGGUCACUGCCGAGCUCGACCACAUGGAAGCCCACAAGGACGCCGAUGCGCCGCCGCCCACGGCGCUAAGCAACGACGGGCUCUUGGGCCACCCGCCGACGGGCCGACGACCGCUCGCUACGCACGAUUUAUCUCGUUUCUUUGCCCUCAUCCUCUCGUUGAAAGCCGUGUUGGCCCGAGAGCCCGCGUUCAGCCAAGAGGUGCUGCAGGUUCUCGGCCGCGUGCGUCAGCGCCAUGCCACGCAUCGCGUCAUUUGCACCAAAGUCGACCAAGCGAUUCAAGAUGUUUCGGGUCUACCGCGCAACCUCGACGCUCUUCCCGUGUGCAUUUUGCCCGAUCUGUUUCGUGCGUCGGCUUUCUUUCCCCACAUGUCGUCGACAGGCCUGCGUCGCCACCAUGUGCCGUCGUCCAGCAGCGUUGGCACCGUUGUGUCUGGGCCCAUGGAUCCGCUCUGCCUCCAAAUCUCGUUCCGCGAGCCGUCCGAAGCGCCCGAGCUUGUGGCGCUAGGCAUCACGAUCGUCAAUGCCAGCACGGUCGCAGUUUCCAACUUUAGCGUUCUCGUUGGCACCAACGGACCCGUGCGGCCCAUGGGAACGGCCGAUAGCACCCUCGUACGCGUCACGGACGAGCUCAAGCAAAGUGCAAGCAUCACGUCGGAGAAGGUGUUUCAGUUCCAACACUUUGCGCGCGCCCGGUUCACCUUUCGCGUUAUCUACGAAGGCGAGAAUCCGCUGCGCAUGGGCCUCAGCGAUGCGUACGCGAUGCCUUUGGAAGCGCUCUUGCAACGCCCGAGCUCGCGUGACGCUGCCCCCGCGGCGUUCCAGUCGCACUGGCAAUCCGCGGCUGCCAACCGCGUCUACAACGUCACAGCCCCUUGUACCUUGGCGGUGCACGACCUCCUUGACGUGCACGACAAGAUCGAGCGCAUCGAUGGGCUCGAUCUCGUGACCCCCGAGUGGGCCCAAUUUCACUUUCUCACGACGACCAAGUGGAAAGAGCAUGUCCUUCUCGUGCUCUCCGCCGCGCGAGACGACGCGUGGCGCGGAACGUGGGAGGUGCGGGGACCCCCAUUGGUUGUCGCCGAGCUUGACAAGAGCCCCAACGAGCUUUUGCGUCUACUGUCGUCCAGCGUCGAUGUCGCCGCCGUGCCCGAGAAGCGACCAAUCGCGACGAGCCCUCGCCACGGUAAAGCCAAGGACCCGCUCUCACCGACAAGCGCGGGCGGACGAGACCAAGUCCGUGACAGCACGCCGACGACGACCCGGCGCGCGCUCCUGAGCUUCUUUGGCGCCAAAGCGCAGUAAACAAAAGUACAUGCACCUUGGUCAAUGC